Rattus norvegicus (Norway rat) is the source of this 1726-nucleotide messenger RNA. RefSeq names its product matrix metallopeptidase 23 (gene Mmp23). NCBI's taxonomy places the organism in Eukaryota, Metazoa, Chordata, Mammalia, Rodentia, Muridae. Gene Ontology annotation, cellular component: endoplasmic reticulum membrane; extracellular matrix; membrane. The record is from RefSeq and is a predicted model, not a curated record. Gene Ontology annotation, molecular function: metallopeptidase activity; zinc ion binding; metalloendopeptidase activity. Gene Ontology annotation, biological process: proteolysis.
CGCUCUGCGCUCCCCUCUGGCGGGUAUGCUCUUUACACUCAGCCACUGAAGACCAGAACCGAGACUUCCCUCAACGAAUUUCAUUGUGGGUCCAGAGGGUUGAGGGGGAAAAAACCAAAGGUCAUUCAGCCCCAACCAAGGGUGCGCGCGGAGCAAUAGAUGCCCCUACCCCAAAUCCCAGCCCCAGCGCCUCGCCUUCUGAUAGACCCCCGGCACUGCCGGCUGUGUUCUGGACUCCGCUGCGGACCCUACGGCCUGGUUCCUGGAAUUCCACUGGGGGAUGCGGACGGUUCCAGACAGGCUAGCCGGUUCACUACUUGAGCCAGUGCCUCCGAGUCCUCACCCCACCAUAAGGCUGUAACUCGAGCCGUCCGCCGCCCACCCCCUUCCCACUCCGCCCCAGCUCUGCGAUCCAGGUCCCUACGUCGCGCGGCCCCUUGUGGCCCUAACUCGACUGCAAAUCUGCCAUGGGCUGGCGGGCCUGUCUCCGUCCGGAGGCGUCCGGCGCUGUACAGGGCCGCUGGUUGGGGGCUGUCCUGAGCGGGUUGUGUCUUCUCUCCGCGCUGGCGUUCCUGGAAUGGCUAGGGUCGCCGACAGAGACCGCCUGGAAUGCAGCUCAGGGAAAUGUGGAUGCGCCAGAUGUGGGCGGCUCCACUCCCCAGGUACCCAGCCUAUUGUCCAUGCUGGUAACCCGAAGACGCCGCUACACGCUGACACCGGCCAGGCUGCGUUGGGACCACUUCAACCUCACGUACAGGAUUCUCUCCUUUCCCCGGAACCUUUUAAGCCCGGAAGAGACUCGGCGGGGCCUGGCGGCUGCCUUUCGAAUGUGGAGUGAUGUUUCCCCAUUCAGCUUCCGUGAGGUGGCCCCUGAACGUCCCAGUGACCUCAAGAUAGGUUUCUACCCAGUUAACCACACCGACUGCUUGGUCUCUGCCCUGCACCACUGCUUCGAUGGUCCUACAGGUGAACUGGCCCACGCUUUCUUCCCACCCCACGGUGGCAUUCAUUUUGAUGACAGCGAGUACUGGGUCUUGGGUCCCACGCGCUACAGCUGGAAGAAAGGUGUUUGGCUCACAGACCUGGUGCACGUGGCAGCCCAUGAGAUUGGCCAUGCACUGGGACUGAUGCACUCACAGCAAGACCAGGCACUCAUGCACCUCAAUGCCACAUUGCGAGGCUGGAAGGCACUGUCCCAGGAUGAGCUGUGGGGACUACACCGACUCUAUGGCUGCCUGGACCGGAUUUUUGUGUGUACAUCCUGGGCACGAAAGGGAUUUUGUGAUGUCCGCCAGAGGCUCAUGAAGAGGCUCUGCCCCAGAAGCUGUGAUUUCUGUUACGAAUUCCCAUUUCCCACGGUUGCCACCACCACAUCACCCACCAGAACGAAAACGAGGUUCGUGAGAGAGGGUAGGAACAUGACCUUCCACUGUGGACAGAAGAUCCUACACAAGAAAGGCAAAGUAUAGGCAGGCAUGCAGGAACCUAACCUCUGCAGCUGGUACAAGGACCAGGAACCCCUGGAGUUCUCCUACCCUGGCUAUCUGGCCCUGGGUGAGGCACGGCUGAGCAUCAUUGCCAAUGCAGUCAACGAAGGCACCUACACAUGUGUGGUACGCCACCGCCAGCGUGUUCUCACCACCUACUCCUGGAGGGUCCGAGUGAGGAGCUGAGCCAGCUCCAGCCUCUGUGCUGGAAGCCAGCAGAUAAAGCACUUUCUCUCUGA